AUGGCGGCCUCAGCCAUGACGGGGCUCACUGUUGCGGUGGUCUUCUUCCACCUGUUAACCACCGCCGCGGCUAUCGACCUGUUACCACCCAUCUUCGGAGGCCACCCGCCGCCACCUGGCAACCCUUAUCUGCCACCACAACCACCAAGGGGGCCUCCCUACAAUAACCCUCCCCCCCCUUCCCCUUCGCCGCCGCCUCCCUAUUAUAACCCGCCCCCCACUCACCCUUCGCCGCCGCCUCCUUCCCCCCCGCGACCGUCGCCGCCGCCUCCCUACUAUAACCCGCCCCCCACUCACCCUUCGCCGCCGCCUCCUUCCCCACCGCGACCGUCGCCGCCGCCUCCCUACUAUAACCCGCCCCCCACUCACCCUUCGCCGCCGCCUCCUUCCCCACCGCGACCGUCGCCGCCGCCUCCCUACUAUAACCCGCCCCCCACUUACCCUUCGCCACCACCUCCUUCCCCACCGCCACCGUCUCCGCCGCCACCACGCUACUCGCCACCUACGUACCCGCCACCCACCCCAUUGCGGUCGCCUCCACCCCCAUCAUACUACAAGCCUCCUUCGAAGUAA
Molecule: messenger RNA, 573 nt
Organism: Spirodela intermedia
Lineage: Eukaryota; Viridiplantae; Streptophyta; Magnoliopsida; Alismatales; Araceae
Source: the annotation of a GenBank genome assembly